UAUUUUGGCGACAUGUUUAAAACCGGAAGUAGGAAAAAUCUGACGUUUCAUGAGUCGAUUUUCACUGUAAUAUUUCCAAGAUUCACCUGAAUGGAGUGACAUGUUCACUAGGAUGUGUCCUGUAGCUGAGGGCUUCUGGGACAGAUCAGAUGAAUCACAUCAAGGGACCUGCAGCCCACUGCUUGCUUCGAGUCUACAUUGUGUAUGUUUUUCAGAUGUCACGGGCCAAACCAGAGGAUGAUGAGUACUGGAACAGCUCCAAAUUUAAAGCGUUCACAUUUGACGAUAAUGACGAUGAGUUUUCACGGCUGAAAGAGUCCAAGCGGGUCGUGAACAGCAUCCUGGUGGAUGAUGAUGAUGAGGAUGAUGUUGAGAAAGUCAGCUGGAGUGGGGAACCUGUGGGAAGCAUCUCUUGGUCGGUGAAGGAAACCGCCUCCAGUAUCCGCUCAGGCAGCGAGCAGAGCUUUCCCAAAAUAGACACCACUCCGUCACUGUCCAAACAGGGGUCUGGAUACUCCCUGAGCUCCCUGUUUAAAGCAAAGAGUAAACCUUUCCAGUCCUUCUCCGAGUCUUUUAGCGACACAUCUGUUAGAACAUACGCACCUGAGUUGAGAAAGCCCAAGUCAAAUGGAAAGGUAACACAUAUGGACAUGUUUGUUUACACCACUGUUCAAACAUUUGGGGUUAAGAUUUUUAAUGUUGAAGAAAGACGGAGAACACCAGCCUGUGGAGCGGCUCUUGGCAGGACAGAAGAUAUGGCGUUGAUGCAAUACAAAGAACACUUAAAUAUUAAGGAUGAAGGCCGAAGAAGAGACUUCCUCAAAAGUUGCCUCAGCCUUCCUUUCUCUCAAGACGAUGCCACUCACGUUCAAGACCACUAUACACUCCUCGAGAGACAAAUAAUCAUAGAGGCUAGUGACAAGAAGGCAGAUGCAGAAAUCUUUAAGAAGUUCCCUAGAAAAGCAUCCAUCCUUAAUAUGCCAAUCAUCACCACAUUGUACUACUCCUGCUUUUACCAUUACGGAGAGUCAGAGGGAACUUUUAGCAGCCCUUCGAACAUUAGAAAAACUUUCCGGAUUUCAGAAAAGCAGUAUAUUCUCAUGGCUCUUGGUGCAAGAGCGAAGUUGAAAUCCUGGUUUGAUGUGGAUAGUCUGUUCAACACCAAAAACUGGCUAGGAUACACCAAGAAAAGAUCUCCCAUUGGCUUUCACAGAGUGGUGGACAUCCUGCAGAAGAACAGCGCCCCUGUAAAUGUGCUGCAGGAGUAUGUGAACCUCAUCGACGACCCAGAGCUCAAGCUCAGUGUGGCUCUGAAAUAUAAAUGCCAUGACAUCGUCAUCAAUACAUACAGAGACCUGAAGGACAGGCAGGAGCUUGUUGUGUACCGAGAGAAGCUGGAACGAGACUCGCCCGAAUACAGGAAGAUCCAGGAACUCCUCAAUAAUGCGCAAAUCAGAUGGAAAAACUGACAAUUGGAUCCUGACACGAGUCAGUGAUGGGCAGAUGUGAGCCAGAGCUCUUUCAUAGACAAUGUUACACAAAAAAACACUUUGAAGCUGCUUAAUAUGGAGUUAAUCCUGAACAAACACGACUGAGAACCAGUGGAGCGAGUCAUUCGGAGUGAUUCUUUUGCAGAUGUAUCUGUUCUGUAUGAUUAAACUGCCAAGUGUCCUUCUGCCAACUCUACAGGUGAACAUUUCUGAAGGGAGGCUAUCUGUGGUUGCGGACGUGAACAACAUACUCUUUCACCCCUCACACCUGUUUGUUUGCCCAUGUAUGAAUUUCUGAACAUUCCUCACCCUCUCCUUUUAUUUUAUAUUAA
Sinocyclocheilus anshuiensis is the source of this 1822-nucleotide messenger RNA. Its product is annotated as spermatogenesis-defective protein 39 homolog. The transcript has 15 exons. Bases 150 to 1469 code for a protein of 439 amino acids. Gene Ontology annotation, biological process: intracellular protein transport; vacuolar transport. The record is from RefSeq and is a predicted model, not a curated record. Lineage: Eukaryota; Metazoa; Chordata; Actinopteri; Cypriniformes; Cyprinidae. Gene Ontology annotation, cellular component: cytoplasm.